This is a messenger RNA of Callithrix jacchus (white-tufted-ear marmoset), 4276 nucleotides long. RefSeq lists its product as uncharacterized. NCBI's taxonomy places the organism in Eukaryota, Metazoa, Chordata, Mammalia, Primates, Cebidae. The record is from RefSeq and is a predicted model, not a curated record.
CCUUGCACCCAAGCAUGGCCGACAGGGAAUUCUAAAGGCCCAAGAUUCCACAGUGGCUGUUUACAAUGGAGAGGAGGCUAUAAGUAACUGCCACACUGGAUCCUUUUACGUGAGAAGAAAGAAAAUACCCUGAAUGCCUCUCACGUACAAAAGAGCAGGAUGGCAGGAUGUCUGUGUGGCCCAAGGAGUCAAAGGUAGCAAACUAUGGGCAACAGAAUUGUAAACAAAGGCUAGAAGAGGGAAGCUCUGCAGUCAGCCCUGUCUUCUACCUCCCUGGUGUUUGCUUCUUAUGAGCAGAGUUUGUUUUCCAAAUGUCACAACAUGGAAAAGAAGACCCCUGCUCUGGAAGUUGACAGGAAGUCAUACCCACGACUGUAAAAAUGCAAGAUCAAAGCUUGGCCCAGAAACAAUGUCUAAAAUCAAGCGGAAAAAAGAAGAGCAGAAGAGAGAUCCAAGUCCAACCUGGCCCAGCCUGGGCCAGCCCAAGGAAUGUAGGAUUCAAGGAGAAGACAUUAAAAGGAGGAGCUUUAAACCGCAUCGUUUCCUACAAGGGGCAGUCAACGAAGUUAGCUCUAAAGCCAAGGUACAAAAGAAGGCCCUUUAAUCUCUGGCCCUUAAAAGCAGCAGUAAAUUCAUUACUCAGAUUCACUGAAACGCUUUUAGAACAACUGUAACUGCUCAGCUUAGAUGUCCCUUUCCUUUCUCUGCAGGGUGCUUUGUAUAUACUAUACAAUUAUAAAUGUACGGUAUGAUGUACUAUGAAAUAUGACAUAUAAAAUACAAAUACUAGUCAAUGAUAUUAGUGAACAUGUAUAAGAAACACUGAGAUGAUCAUGCAGGAUUUCACCUCCCUGGAACUCAGCCACUUGGUACUGUUUCAGCUUUCUACCACCUCUGCCAGCCAAUCCCAUCUUCCUGAGAAUCUGGCCUCCCUAUUGGCUAUUGCACACCUUUAAACUGCCUGCUCUGUGACAUCAUUCUCUCACCAAGCCUAUUGCCAGCUGGUAGAAUCUUGGGGUAGCCCCUGACCAGUGUGACCCGUGGCCUUCAUACUGGACACAUUCACUCCUUGGCUUCAGCCACCCAGACAUCCACUAGGAUCGUCUCUUCAUCCCUUGAAUCUACAGUUGAUGUUUCUUCUUCUCUGACCAUGUCAGAACAUUUCCAAAAUACCUCUUUACUUGGAACUGCAAAUUCUCUGCAGCUCUCUCUUCCUGUGGUGAGCAAUGCGGCUUCCCUAACAGGAAACAUUUCCAACUUCUCCAGAGCCACUGCUCCAGCUGUUAGCUCAGCAUGGCUACUGCCACAAGCCUCUGGCACGUCUUUCCAGCCACUCACGGGCAGUGCCUACCUUUACCAACAUUCUACCACAUCUAUGUUGUCUGGGGUUAGUGGCCAGAGCCAUAGCUCUACUUCAGCUGCCUCUUACCCAGGCAUUUUUGAGUGGGACAGUACAGCAAAGACAGCAAAGAAGUCACCCUCACUCAGGGACUUCACUGUGACUGUCACUGACCAGAACACAGCUGUCUCUUCCAUGUCUAUGACAGCCCGGCAUGAUAAAACUUCACAUGCAAAUAUUAUAGUCCCUCUGUAUCCAACACUAUCUGCCAGACUUGUUGAGAGGACACAAUCUCAAAUUCCAAAUCAGCAGGGCCAUAGCCUGUCACUUCCCUACCAGACAGGAAGGCAGGUCUAUUACUAUAAUCCAGGCACACUGGGGCCUCAACUAUCUGGAGAACUUGGCCCCUGGCUGCAAUCCUAUGGCUCUGCGUCAUACCCAGGAAAUAGGGCCUCUGCCCAUCAACCAGAAAUGGUGAUGGUGCUAAAGGAGGUUCAGCCCACAAAAGUUCUACCACCAGUCUCCACUUCCGGGAUGCAUUACUCUGUGUCUGCUCAACCCAGCACAGAAACCAGUUUUCAAGUGAUGGAAACUUCCCUGGGGAUGGGUACUUCCCUGAAAUUGCAAUCUGCAAGCCAGACAUUUUGUCUGGCACAAACUCCAGAAUUCACCAAGUCCUGCAGUAGCAGAAAUACCCAGAUACGUGAGAGUAAUCCAUCAUCUGAGCUUGGGGACAUUUCAAUGACAGCUCCAGUCCAGAGUCCAACUAAUCUCUUGACAGUGUCUCUAGCUCCAAGCCAGGACAAAACUGAGAAUAAGAAUUUGGAUGAGAUUAAGACCAAGAUUUCAAACCCUCUAAAUGCCUACAAAUUCUCAAUAGAAAACCAAAAUCCUCCAGUGCUUCCUUUAGAAGUCCCUGAUAUUCACCAGCUUCUGACCUGCAUUGAUCCUCUUGGCCAAGGGGAGCAGCCUGGUUCUGAAAAUGCCAAUCUGAGAAACAACAGCCUGAGUCUUCAGGGCCAAGGGCUACUUGAAAAUGGGAGUGAGUCUAGCAGUGAUCUUGCAGACGUCACUACAUUGGUGGAGAAUACUCACCUCCCCUCGAUCAUCAGUUCUUUGCAAGAUCUUGACCAACCCAAAAGUCCCUCCAUCUUCAGUUCCUUACAAGAUCUUGACCAACCCAAAAGUCCCUCCCUAUUCAGUUCCUUACAAGAUCUUGACAAACUCAAAAGUCCCUCCCUAUUCAGUUCCUUACAAGAUCUUGACCAGCCCCAAAGUCCCUCCCUAUUCAGUUCCGUGCAAGAUCUUGACCAAUCCAAAAGUCCGUUCAUCUUCACUUCCUUACAAGAUCUUGACCAACCCAAAAGUCCCUACAUCUUCAGUUCCAUACAAGAUCUUGACCAAUCCAAAAGUCCCUCAGGCAAGAAAGCCAAAGAUCCCAGCACCAUCAAGGUAAAUCAAGUGCCGGAAAAGUCAAGUGUCAUAAAGGGUCACUCUGAUCAAGUAAGGAAGAACAAGCAUAAAGCUGCCGAGCCUAUCCAGGGUGCUCCCAAGGCCAAAAUCCAGCCAAAGAACCCAGAGAGCCUAUUAGAGGGAGAAGUGGCUGUUUGCAGUGCUACCACCAGUGACAGCGCUUCUGUGAGCAAGGGCAAGCGUUCUAGCAACAAAAGUCACAAAGCCGCAUCCAGCAGAGGCAGCACAACUAAGAGGCAUGGGCAGGGGAAGACCAAAAGGAGCAGAGAGAACAGCUCCAAGAAAUCUGGAGACAGUAAGAAGUCAGGGACGGAAGUCAAGGUUGAAGAGAAGCAAACAAUUCCAAAUAGAAAGCGGAAGAAAAAUCAACCUGAGCUUACCCAAGAGACCUUCAAAAAGCCACGAACCUCCCUAGGCAUGCACAUGCUAGAGUCCGUGCAAGUUUUCCAUGCACUGGGGAAAAAGACUGACAAGAAAACUGGAUUGUCUUCCUCCCGGACUCUGGGGAGCUUAAGCAACACCCAGAACCCCCGGCCAUUCUCAGCUCUUACACCAUGGCUGGCUACCCGACGUGAGGGGAAAGGCCCAGACAAAACACAAGUCAACGCCAAGAAACUAGAUGAUAAUGCUGAAAAAGAGUGUCCAUCUCCAUCCCAGAAUGAGUUGCCACCACCUGGGAAGGUCAAGUUGGUACCGUUGCCCUUUCUGACCCCGGACAAACCUCAAGCUCGACCUGUUUCUCGGCGGCCACACCCUCCGGUCUCACAUAGGCCUGCUGUGGCUUGUCCUUCUCCACCUAAUUCUACUAACUCAGCUCAGUCAACUGCUGUCAGUACAUCCCAACCGGCUCCUACCAACACAUCUUUGACAGGUCCUGCCAGACCAGCUCAGCCAAUUUCGACCAAUGCAACCGAAUCCGGUUCAACCAAUCCUAACCAGGCUCCUAUUGCCUCUCAGUCUGCUGCUUCUAGGCCAGCACUCUACAAAACAUCAUCUUGCUCUUCUCUCCAGCGGGAGCCUGUUUCCACUGCUGUGACCAAUCUCCAGUCACUGCCCAAGCCUCAAAAUCAGUUCUUAAUCCAAGACUUCAGUUUACAACGCAGGCCAUGGAGGACACCCGACAUUUCUGGGCCAGUAGAGUCAACGCCCAUCACAAAAGAGCAGAGGCCAGAACGUGAGGCCAUGAAGAGGAAGGCUCAGCAAGAGCGUGAGAAUGCUGCCAAAUACACCUCUUUGGGGAAACUGCAGUUCUUCAUCCAGAGGGAAAAAGAUAUGGAAAUUUCUGAAUUCUAUGGCUACAGAUUCUAAGAGCUGCUGAGACUGUUGGCUUUACUUUGGAUACCAGCUGGUUUUCCAAAUAUAUAGAUAGAUACUGCUUUCUUUAUUCCAAUAAUAUAUUUUUAAAACUUGAUAAAGAAAUGUAAUAGAAUUAAUAAUGAGUAAUAAAUAGGCUUUUGAGUUUUG